Penicilliopsis zonata CBS 506.65 is the source of this 460-nucleotide messenger RNA. RefSeq lists its product as hypothetical. The transcript has a single exon. The record is from RefSeq and is a predicted model, not a curated record. Lineage: Eukaryota; Fungi; Ascomycota; Eurotiomycetes; Eurotiales; Aspergillaceae. The coding region runs from base 91 to 354 and encodes 87 amino acids.
GCGUCAAUAGUCAAUUUGGUCGGUGACGCCAACCCCAUCGUCAUCAACUCGCUGGAUCCGUGUUUCUGCAAAACAGGACUCCCAGGCGACAUGACCGGUGUGGUGAAAGUCUUGUUUCGGAUUUUCGAAGCCAUCGCGGCCCGCUCGCCUGAGGAAGGGGGCAGGUUGAUUUUUCAGGCGGCGGCGGCGGGAACCGAGUCGCAUGGGCUGUAUUUUCGGACGGGGAAGAUACAACCGUAUGCGCCUAUUGCCCUCGACGAGGAGAAGAGGAUGUAUGUCUGGAAAGUGCUUUGUAUGAGGUUGGACAAACUGCAGCCCGGCAUUCUGGCAAUUGUCAGUGGUUCCACUGCAUAAUUUAUAGUUUAUAGUAUACCUCAUCCAUAAUCUUUUUCUUAUUCAUUUCCUCCUGCCCUUGUUAGCAUCAAGAUGUUGAAUUCUUCAAUUUAAUCCUCAUCUGGCC